Coniophora puteana RWD-64-598 SS2 is the source of this 1075-nucleotide messenger RNA. RefSeq lists its product as uncharacterized. Bases 196 to 1062 code for a protein of 288 amino acids. Lineage: Eukaryota; Fungi; Basidiomycota; Agaricomycetes; Boletales; Coniophoraceae. The transcript is spliced from 5 exons. The record is from RefSeq and is a predicted model, not a curated record.
UUCACCGCACUGCGAUGACGACCGUAACAGCGUGGUGGGAGACAACGCACGCCCUCACAACGUCAGCUGCAUACUGCCAAGCACAGUCAGCGCCCACUCUUGAGCUUGAACCUCGCCCAGGGUGCUGGCUCGCCUCGGGCAAAUCCCCCUGCUUUCUUCGCUGUGGCCGCACUUGCCUUCUGCUGGUCCGUCGCGAUGUGCCGCUCUUUCCUAGCUGCUCUGUUUCUCCUGGUUCUGGCUCAGAUCUCCUUUGCUCAAACUCUCAUUAACGGCCAGUACUUCACACGAGGACUGGCUAUUGUCGACUGCCCUGCGCCCAACAGCCAAUACCACGCUGGGAGUACCCUCCCAAUUGCUGUUGACGUGUCGGGAGAUGGCGCGUUGCCUAUUGCUGCUCAAGGGCCUGGCUCAAAUUUACCCACCAGGUUUCAAGAGCUUCAGAUCUACUUGGUUUCGUACGAUACCAACUUGAAUAUGACUAUAACCAAUGGCACGAGCCUCCUCACCCAAGAGGUGGGCAGCCCUGUUAAACACCUGAACUGGACGAUACCAUCGACUUUACCUUCUGGGAACUAUAAUCUUACGUUCUACGAAAACUCGGUUAUCUCGGAUGAGCCAUUUUACUCAAUCACGCCCUUGCUUAUAUCUAUCACCGGUGGAUCCUCAGACUCUUGCCCUUCUCAGAAUCCUGUUCUCCCUGCCCCGCAACCCUCUUCGCCUCCCGCUACUUGUCCAUGGCUCUCGCAGAGCUGUUCCUCAUCUGGCUCGUGCACAACAGUCGUGACUCUGCCUACCCCGACCACCUCAUCGAGAUUCUCCACAUCAGUGGCCCCCACAACUGUCACAAUCGUGAAGACGACCGCAAGCAUCUUCACUACCACGGUCUCUGGCACUCCUGAGACCCAAACAGUCACAAUUGAAUCCACGACAGUGGUAACUAUGCAACCCAGCUCUACCACUGGAUUUGUCCCGAUCAACGAGGGAACAUCAUACUCUUCCCGUAGUCUUGUCUUUUUGCUUUGCUCUGUUAUAGUUGCGUCGAGUUUGGUCUUGUUGAGUUAACAACAGCUUGUAU